Molecule: messenger RNA, 1068 nt
Organism: Pediculus humanus corporis (human body louse)
Lineage: Eukaryota; Metazoa; Arthropoda; Insecta; Psocodea; Pediculidae
Product: guanine nucleotide-binding protein G alpha subunit, putative
Exons: 5
Coding region: 1-1068 (355 amino acids)
Biological process (GO): adenylate cyclase-modulating G protein-coupled receptor signaling pathway
Cellular component (GO): heterotrimeric G-protein complex
Molecular function (GO): GTPase activity; GTP binding; G protein-coupled receptor binding
Source: RefSeq, a predicted model, not a curated record
AUGGGAUGUGCGGUUAGCACGAAUGGCGAAAAAGAAGCCAUUGAAAGAUCUAAAAAAAUUGACAAAGACUUAAAAGCCGAUGGAGAAAGGGCUGCUUGGGAAGUUAAAUUAUUACUACUGGGAGCUGGAGAGUCUGGGAAAAGCACAAUUGUUAAGCAAAUGAAAAUAAUACACGAGUUUGGAUAUUCACCUGAAGAAUGCGAACAAUACAGACCGGUUGUAUACAGUAACACAAUUCAAAGUUUGAUGGCAAUCAUUAGAGCGAUGGGUCAAUUAAGAAUACCUUUUGCUGAUCCCAGCAGAGCAGACAGUGCGAGGCAAUUUUUCACAUUGGCAAGCGCAGCGGAAGAAGGCGAACUCACGCCGGAACUUGUGAUAUUGAUGAAAAAACUUUGGCAAGAUGCCGGAGUCCAACAUUGUUUUUCAAGAUCCCGAGAAUAUCAGUUAAACGAUUCAGCAGCUUAUUAUUUAAAUUCGUUAGAUAAAAUAUCUUUGCCAAAUUACGUACCGAGUCAGCAAGAUGUUUUGAGGACGAGAGUUAAAACGACGGGAAUAGUCGAAACACAUUUCACAUUUAAAAAUUUACGAUUUAGAAUGUUCGACGUGGGAGGUCAGAGAUCGGAAAGGAAAAAAUGGAUUCACUGUUUCGAAGGCGUGAACGCCAUCAUAUUUUGCGUUGCACUUUCCGGCUACGAUUUAGUUUUAGCAGAAGACGAAGAAAUGAAUAGAAUGAUCGAAUCUAUGAAAUUAUUCGAUUCGAUAUGCAACAGCAAAUGGUUCGUCGAAACGUCUAUAAUAUUGUUCCUUAAUAAAAAAGAUCUUUUCGAAGAGAAAAUCGUGAGGAGUCCGCUCACCAUUUGCUUUCCAGAAUACACAGGGAACAACACGUACGAAGAAGCGGCAGCUUACAUUCAAAUGAAAUUUGAAAAUUUAAACAGGAGAAAAGAUCAGAAAGAAAUUUACACUCAUUUCACUUGUGCCACGGACACGAACAACAUACAAUUUGUUUUUGACGAUGUAACCGAUGUUAUUAUAACAAACAAUUUAAAAGAUGCCGGAUUGUUUUGA